GCCGGAUCCGUUGGUGGUUGUGGGCUUUUCGGGCUGUUUCAGAACAUGGUCCAACGGCCCGAAAAACCUACAACAACCAGUCCUCUAAUACUGUAGUUGCGUCGUCCAAAAGAUUUAUAUAGCUGGAGCCUUUGUGGUCAGCAGCCACGAAACUGUUAAGUUCUGAGACUUAAAUGGACGCACGGCUAUCGAGUGGACAGCGACACAACCAUCUGAGCUUCUAUCCGCCCACCCGUUUGCUGAGGACCUCCACCUCUCAGUUCCGCCCUGCCCGAGAAAUGGAGGGGAAAAGUUAAAAGAACCCAGUAAUCGGCAGUCCUGGAAAGUCUAUCCAUCCUGAUGGUUGCAGCACGUGUACGGGCUGACCCGGAACCGGAAGUAGCGUCGGGACGGAAGUAGCGUCGGGGUGGAGUGUCCCUGGAUUUUGGAGCCCGAGGGAGCCGAGAGGGACAGUUAGUGCAAGAUGUCGAUAGAAAUCGAGUCCUCGGAUGUCAUCCGACUGAUCAUGCAGUAUCUGAAGGAGAACAGCCUGCAUCGUUCUCUGGCCACUCUGCAGGAGGAAACCACAGUGUCUCUGAACACAGUGGACAGCAUUGAGAGCUUUGUAGCAGACAUUAAUAGUGGUCAUUGGGAUACAGUAUUGCAGGCAAUACAGUCCUUAAAGCUGCCGGACAAAACACUAAUUGAUCUGUAUGAGCAGGUUGUUCUGGAAUUGAUAGAGCUUCGGGAACUGGGCGCUGCCAGAUCUCUCCUGAGACAAACUGACCCGAUGAUUAUGUUAAAGCAGACUCAGCCAGAGCGAUACAUUCACCUUGAGAAUCUGUUGGCAAGGUCCUAUUUUGAUCCACGUGAGGCUUACCCAGAUGGGAGCAGCAAAGAGAAGCGGAGAGCUGCCAUUGCCCAAGCCUUGGCCGGGGAAGUGAGUGUCGUGCCUCCCUCUCGUCUCAUGGCAUUAUUGGGACAGGCACUGAAAUGGCAACAGCAUCAGGGACUGCUUCCUCCUGGUAUGACAAUUGAUUUGUUUAGAGGCAAAGCAGCUGUCAAAGAUGUUGAAGAGGAAAAGUUUCCCACACAGUUGAGCAGGCAUAUUAAGUUUGGCCAGAAGUCUCAUGUAGAGUGUGCUCGAUUUUCUCCAGACGGUCAGUAUCUGGUCACGGGUUCUGUUGAUGGGUUCAUUGAGGUGUGGAACUUCACCACUGGAAAAAUCAGAAAGGAUCUGAAAUAUCAAGCACAGGAUAACUUCAUGAUGAUGGAUGAUGCAGUGCUAUGCAUGUGUUUCAGUCGAGAUACUGAAAUGUUAGCAACUGGAGCACAGGAUGGGAAGAUCAAGGUGUGGAAGAUUCAGAGUGGGCAGUGUCUGAGGCGAUUUGAAAGAGCCCACAGUAAAGGUGUCACAUGCCUGAGUUUUUCAAAGGAUAGCAGUCAGAUUCUUAGUGCCUCUUUUGACCAAACAAUCAGGAUCCAUGGUUUGAAAUCGGGGAAGACUCUCAAGGAAUUCCGUGGCCAUUCUUCAUUUGUAAAUGAAGCCACAUUUACACAGGAUGGUCAUUACAUUAUCAGUGCAUCCUCUGAUGGCACAGUGAAGGUCUGGAACAUGAAGACUACGGAAUGCUGUAACACCUUCAAAUCACUUGGCAGCACCGCUGGCACGGACAUUACUGUGAACAGCGUGAUUCUACUGCCUAAAAAUCCAGAGCAUUUUGUUGUCUGCAACAGAUCAAAUACAGUUGUCAUUAUGAACAUGCAAGGACAAAUUGUGAGAAGCUUCAGCUCAGGUAAGAGAGAAGGUGGUGACUUUGUCUGCUGUGCCCUUUCUCCACGAGGCGAGUGGAUCUACUGUGUGGGUGAAGAUUUUGUGCUCUACUGUUUCAGCACAGUGACAGGCAAGCUGGAGAGAACUCUCACGGUUCAUGAAAAGGAUGUCAUUGGUAUUGCUCACCAUCCCCAUCAGAACUUGAUAGCUACUUACAGUGAAGAUGGGCUUCUGAAGCUGUGGAAACCAUAGAGAGUGAAUUUUUAAUUCCCUUUAAUGCGUAGUUCUUGAAUACAUGAAAAAUGUAUAUGUCAUUGUGUAGUUCUUUUUAGUUCUUAAAAUGGCAAAAAAUGUUUUAUUUUACUUUUUUAUAGAAAGGUGUCCAAAGAGAGAAACAUGUACUAAUUUUUCAGAUGGAUGUUAUGCUAGUUAUGUAUCCAGGUAGCAGAUUGUUCAGUUUCACAGAAUAUUGCUUGUAUAUGCUUGCCCCCUGCUUGUUAUGGUAAUUAACUACGAUUCUGUAGUUAAUUUAGUCUGAUUAGCAUAGAAAAUACUGUAUAGUCAUGAACAUUUAAGUUUUUUUAAUUGCCCGACUUAUCUUUAGUUAGUAAGCUUCAUCUGACUAUUUUCAGGAAAGCAGUCAUUUUGAUCAAAGUCAUUUUGAAAAAUAAUCUUCCAAGUGGUCAUUUUCUGAUUUCUAGACGUAUGUGGCUUUUAGUUGGAGCCAUUUACUUUGUGGUUCUGUUUCUUCCACAAUAAAGCUUCAUUUAUUACAAAGA
Messenger RNA from Pogona vitticeps (central bearded dragon), 2532 nucleotides. The record is from RefSeq and is a predicted model, not a curated record. NCBI's taxonomy places the organism in Eukaryota, Metazoa, Chordata, Lepidosauria, Squamata, Agamidae.